AUGACAUUCAAAUUGAAUGCCGAUGAAAUCAAGUUUGACCAAGUAUACGAUAAUGGAUUCCACUCUUUACAGCAGUUUGAAAUAAGCAAUUUAACAGACAACUACUUGUGUAUACAGCUUGAUGCUAGCGAUUUGAAAGAUCAAGUCAUCUUCCAGCUCCACAAUGAAAACAUCAGCGAGACGACCUCUGUGGCAACAAAUACAGUCAACACACCACAAGACUUUUCACAAUUUAAUCAAGUGUUUAAUUACGUCAACCAUAUUCAUAGUAUCGAAUUGGAACCACAACAAACACACUCAUUCAUCAUUGCAUUCUUACCCGAGGCAAGGCAGCAGCCGUCAUUUGUAUUUAGAACCGUAAAGGGCAUCAUUCGAUUCGCUUCUCUUGAUUACACCUUAAAUAUAGACUUUCAUGCUACUGUAUGUCAGUCUGUGCUGGCUGCUGACGAACUUGACACUGGGCUUAUCUUCGAGGAUAGCGUCGUAGGCGAAACAUACAUCAAGGAUGUAACCAUACGUAACCUUUCUGCUAUUGAUCUUCACUGGCGAUUGAACACUUUGGAUCUGAAUGAACAGCAACAAUACGGAAGCAGCGAUGAUGAUUGGUUGCAAUUUGUAGAUGCAUGCACGUUUAUGACGCUGGGAUCAUUCGAGCCGAUUGCCCCUUUCUCCAUCUAUACAUUUAGAGUUGUUUUUACGCCAAAAGAGGUCGGCAAGUUCAACUAUGAUCUUCAGAUCGAGAAUAUCAACGAUGUCCAGAAUGUUAUUCAAACCAAGAUUCACGCGACGAUACAGCGAUUCAUGCAUAGAGACACACUGAUGGUGAGCAGUGGCAAUAUAUUGGACUUUGGCGAUUGUAUUGCUGGUCACUGGUCGAUGCAACAGAUGGUAUUGAACAAUGUAAGCGAAUCGGCAAUCGAGGUGCGCUUUAGCUCAGAAGGAGGGGCUGAAUUAGCAUUCAAUGUUAAGGCAAAACCAGAGGAUCAAGAGCUGGAAUGCGAUAACAGCAACAGCACACCCACACUCUCCACGAACACCAGCAUCACGGAAAAGCAGCUGCCACUACCGCAGCAAUCAAAUACACCAGACACCUUGUUCGCCAGGCCCAUUUCACCCAGUGCUAAAACAUACUCCUCUCAGGAAGAUUAUGCAUCGUCUAUCAAUUCAUAUACUUCAACAGAUGUAGACUUUGACAUGUUGACCGUAUUCAAUGAAAUGUAUGCGCACAAUACAAGCACCUCCUCAUCAUCGACAUCGACGUUACCCAUCAAACAAUACCAAGAUCAACAGGAAGAGAACACAACAAAGAUCGAAGACAUGAUACUGCGUCCAGGUGCUGAGAGAAUCAUCCAAGUGUCCUACCGUCCUGCCAAAGCCGAGCUGAAUGGUGUUCACGCUGGCCAACUCACCCGGCAAAACAACUUUGGUAUAUUGCUUGAAUACAGACCCAACAAGUCAGCCAAACCAAAAGAGCUUAAAUUAAUUCAGUGCAAAGCAAAGACGUGCACAUCAUUUGUAAGCGUUACACCUCAAAUAAUUGACUUUGGAGACACAGAUGUCGGCACACAGAAAUCGCAAUCCAUCUCCAUUACAAAUCUGUCAGAGAUAUGUGCACAUGUAGAACUAGUGUUUGAAUCCAAAGUCAUUAGCUGCACUCAAGGGGAAUUGCUGAUUCAACCCAAAAGCACAGUGGAGCUCAAGCUGGAUAUUUAUCCAAGAAAGAUCAACACCUCGUAUAAAAGACAAAUCAAAUUAGUCAACUAUCUGAACCGAGAAAAUGACCAAAUCAUAGAAGUUUGUAGCAGGCACGUCGACAAUCACAGAGUGACAUUUCAUUCACUGUUCUACCAGCUACUGACACCUACAGGCGCCAAUUACCUGGACUUUGGCCCCAUUGCUCUCAAUUCACCUGCCAUCCGCACAUGCACAUUGAUCAAUGUUAAAGAUGCUCCUUUACUGCUAGGCAUCUCCACAUCAUUACCCGAGGAAAUUGUCAUCUACACCAAGAGAAAGAGAUACAACCCGAGAAAACUGCUGUCCACCACGCCAUCCUCCUCGUCUCUUCAGCGCUUUGAAGAAGACAUUGAGAAACCGUCGUCUGUCGUGACAAACACAUUGAUUGCAAUGAAUCAUCGCACCCGUAUGACAAAUGUGCAGUACGCUUCUACUGCCUACUUGGAUUUAGCCACUGUGCCACAUGUUCAAUUAAUGUCAAUUAAGCAUCAGCGAAAGGUGGCAGCCAGACGCUUACUGUCAGGCAAGUCGGUCAAGGACACUACCACUGUGACAACCGGUACUUCCAUAGCAACUGCUACAAAGGAAGCCAAACUAUCCUCCACUGUCAAUACGACGGCCACCAUCAAGAAACUAUCGUCUGCUGCUGGCCAAAAAUUAUUUGCUCAAAAACGGAUAAGAAAGAGGAAAGAACAGCAACAGCAACCAUAUCCGCAUUCACCUGGCAUCGAAUACCCGUGCACAGGAAUCACAGCGACUGCUCAGCAACUAAAAAAGAAGCAGAAAAACAUCGACUGGCCAGACAUUGCAGGCAAAGCCCAAGUUCCAUUAGACGACCUCAUCUCCAUCUUGGAGCAUGGCUCAUUAUCCCGCACCCCUUUGUUUCCUAGACAAUCGCUAGAAGAACAGUUUGUAAAAUACCAAUUAGCAUGGCGUACAGAGCUGGAUCGAUUGAUUGAAAAGGGAGAGAUAGUGCCAACACCCCUUCUACAACUAGACCCCAAAGAAGAAACCGAAAUCAUUAUUGUAUAUACCCCAAGGAAGGAUCAUUGGCAAUCAUCCCUGACGACCAAAAAAGCAGCGGCACUGUCUAUUCGACUCAUUGAUUUUGACCAUUCAUCUGACGAAGAUGAAGAAGCAAACUUGGAGGAUAGGAAAACCCCUGUUGUGCGCAAAGUGAUUGUGCGUGCUCAAGUAUGCAAGUCAUCGAUGGAGGUUGGUCAACGCAACAUCAACUUUGGGCUUGUGGACAAAGGAGAAAAGCACUAUAAAACCAUUGUGUUGCAUAACAAGUCAGAAACGCCAUUGCUGUACACCAUCAAAAAAUCAGGCUCCAUUGCCUCUGGUGCUCUUCAUCUGGAUGUAGGACGGCAUGGUGUCAUUCGAGCAUUUGGCAAGAGAGAAAUCGACUUUGUUUUUGUACCUACACUACAUGGUCCUUUUGUUGAGCAGCUUAUCGUGAGUAAUAUUCGCGACAAGAACGACACCAACGUGAUCUCCUUGAAGGCCAUGGUGCGUCGGCCUGAAUCGUUUCAGGUCAAGGCGUUGUUGGACCCACUCAGUAUUUAUCCUUACUGCAAGGCCACCUGCGCUGAAAUCCUGAAUAUCACAAACACGAACCAACAAGCUAGAACAUUUGAGAUUCGAAUCGACAAUAAUGAAGGUUUCAAUGACUAUCAUGUGGAAUUCAACAUCAUUCAGCAAGAGUCAACUUUGGUGCUCAAUGAGGAACUGGAAGAGGAGAUCGAAACAAUUGAGCAGAAGCUGAAGAUUGCAAUGCGCAAAGAUCAGCCGGAUAAGAUUAAAAAAUACAACAAGAAGCUGGCCAAACUAAAGCACGCAGAGGAUACAAUUAAAGAGGCAGAAGAAGAUAUAGACAAGGCAGAAGAAGGGGAGCUGCAGGAGGAAUCGCCUCAUCAAGGCAAUCAACAAGCAGCACAUACCAAAGGCGAUGUAUUGAUUGAUUCUGAAACAACAAUCUCAUCCACGUUCACAACAAAGAAGCUUGAUAACUACAGCAUGCUGUUUAGCGUAGAGCCUCAUUCUUCGAGCCACAUCACUGUGUGCUUUAGAGCUUAUAAAUCAGCAAUCGCAACAGCAACAACAAUUCUUGGGCGCAUCUUGGUGUUUGAACACAAGAAUCUGGAUACAGUGAAAUCAUUCCCGUUUACUGCCGUUUUGUGCACAAGUCAUAAGUCCUGUCUUGUUUGA
This is a messenger RNA of Mucor velutinosus, 3945 nucleotides long. RefSeq lists its product as uncharacterized. Lineage: Eukaryota; Fungi; Mucoromycota; Mucoromycetes; Mucorales; Mucoraceae. Bases 1 to 3945 code for a protein of 1314 amino acids. The transcript has 2 exons. The record is from RefSeq and is a predicted model, not a curated record.